This is a messenger RNA of Sphaerodactylus townsendi, 2629 nucleotides long. RefSeq names its product zinc finger protein 414 (gene ZNF414). The record is from RefSeq and is a predicted model, not a curated record. Bases 1 to 1530 code for a protein of 509 amino acids. NCBI's taxonomy places the organism in Eukaryota, Metazoa, Chordata, Lepidosauria, Squamata, Sphaerodactylidae. The transcript is spliced from 9 exons.
AUGCGCUGGAUCAUCGUUGUGACUGACCCCCAAUUGAGGGUGCCCUGCGGAAUCCUGCUACAGACACCAGCUCCCAAGGGGGACUCUAGCUUUAAAUGGAGCAGGGGCCGUGGUGAUGCGGGAGGCGGGCCAGAGCCGGCUCUCCGAGGGCGCGCCCGCGGGCCUGGGACAAAAGGGCUCGCUGCCCCUCCCUGCAGCGCCGCUGGGGGGCGCCGGUGGGCCCGCGCGUGGCCCGGCGGUUCUCGCGACAACUGCGGCGGCGUCGGCGGCGAAUGGGGGCCCUGUGUGGCCUGUGAGGCCUCUCCGGAGUCCGGCGGGGCCAUGGACAAGACCCCAUCCCCAGUGCCGGCCCUGCCGGCCCAUUCUGCCGCCACCCCUGCAUGCCAGGACCUCAGGGCUUCACUCAGCCUCCCUCAAAACAAAGGCAAGGAGGAGGCACCCUCAUCCUCACUUGGGGGUUGUAGCAAUCCAGGGUCGUGUGGAAGCCAGAACCCUGGUUUGAGUGGUGGCAUCAGGAUUCGAACUCAAGAUCUGCGGCUGCCAAAGCGCAGGUCUGUCCAAGGGAAACGCUACCAGUGUUCGGGCGAUGGCUGCCGCGUGGCUUUCCGAAGCACGAGAGAGCUGUUGGACCACUUGGGUGUUCACUAUAGGCCCACGCAGUCGUUGGAGGGCAAAACCUUCCAUUGUUCCGCUUUGGGCUGUGCGGAAACCUUCCCCUGCAUGCAAGAUCUCAUGGAACACUCGAAGAUCCACUGCAAGCCAAACCGUUACUUCAAGUGCGAGAACUGCCUGUCGCGCUUCCAGACGUACCGCUCCCUCCUCAAGCACCUGCACGUCUGUUCCGACAACAGCCGCCCUUCGCCAGCACUGACGGAGGAGAAGCCCGUCUUUCCGACUACCUCUGGCUCGGAGAAAGAGCCUCCGGAGAAGCUGCUGGGCCGGCUGCCCAAAUUCCAGGCGGUCAUCCAGCACAUGAAGAAGGAAGCCGUCCUUCCCGGCGAAGCAGAGGCCACCUCGGCCCUGGCGAGAGACUCGCUGCCCGCAGACCUCCCCAGCCCCUUGGGGCCUGCGCCGUCGCCCUCGUCAGCUUCACACCCAUUUCCUCUGUUGGAGGCCCCCCUCUUUGGAUCACCCGCCCUGGCGCGCUCCUCUGGGCCUCCUCACCCUCCAUUACAAGGGCCGUUCAUGCCCUAUAUGCACCCCCCGCCGUUCCCUUUACCUCAGAACCGUCUCCGGCCGUAUCUUCCCGGCCAAGGCCUUCCCGUCUCCAAUGCUGUAUGGAAGAAAAGCCAAGGACACUCCUCCAAUAGCCGCAUCGUGUGGGAACACACCAGGGGGCGCUACAACUGCUUGCAGUGCUCCUACUCGACUGCCUUGCGGGAAGAGAUGACCCAGCACACGGAGGACCACCGCAAGAAUGCCCCCCCGCCCGGCCGCCUGGAUGGGGAAAUGGACUUUGGGGUCGGCCUCCCUCCCUUCCACUCAAGGAUGACACCAGAAAUGGACGCCUCCCUCUUCUCGCCGCUCUGAGACUCCUGCUUGUGCUGACUGAGUUUCCUUCUGUUCAUUUUCUGAUCAACCCCCCCAGGGGGCCGGAGGGGAUGCUGGCAGGUAUUUGCAGCCUCAAAACCACACUUGUGGGGGGGCCCAGAGGUUGCUUCCACACCUGGACGUUUUGCUCUGGGUCGGCCCCUGAACACGUAUUUGGGGUUUCUUUUAUUUUUUUCCCUUCUCCCUUUUCAAAGAGCCCCACUGCCUCACCUCCUGAUUUAUUUGGAUGCGAUAUUUUUGGAAGGAUCCUAUUUUGUGAUUUGGCUCGAGUGGGACUACCGAGGCGGUCGGUCGACACAGCAUUAUUUGCAUACCACAUGGCGGGGAAGGGCUGCCUUUUCGAAGGUCCCAGGGACGGCGUGUCCUUGUGCAGCUUUAAAGAACCCGCAGGGCACACCUGGCGACCGUGUCGGAAUGAUCUACUCAGGCGGUCUUGCCCCUCCGAGUCCCCAGAUUCCAAUGACAAAAGCCGGCCUCCAGCCCUCGAGACGGCAGAGAAGCGAAGCAGCGCUUGAGGCUUUUAAUAAAAGGAAACCAGGAAUCCAGAGGACCUAGUCGAUCACAAUGCCAGUGGAUCAUUAUAAUGCUUUAGUUGCAGAUUUUUAAACUCCAGGGUGGGGGGAGUGGCAGACACGGGCCUGAGGCAAGGAACGGUCAUGGAAAGUUGUACGGCCGUUGUUGUUAGAGAACUAUAGCUGUGUGGCAGCCGCCCAGCACAGAGGGAGGCGCCCGAGUGGGCUUCUAAGGUUGGGUGUGGGUGACAGGCACUGAGGGAGGGGGCCAAAGGGGGUGGCGGUGGUAGAGGAAGGGUGACGCGUAAUUAUUCCUUAGACUUCAAAUUGAUCUAGGAACCUUCUGUGCAUUUUUUUCCUUCCUCUGACUUUUUUCCCCCCCCAAGUUUGGUUUCUCUUGCUUUGAAGGCAGAUUUUUUUCACCCUCUUCAUAGACAAUGAUCAAUUUGCUCAGGUUUGUUAGUGGGGGCUGCUGCUGCUGCUGCUGCUUUUGAAGAGAAAUGAAAAACAAACAAACAAACCCCAAGAUUUAAUUAUUGAAAAAUAAAUGGGAAUUGUGCAGCAUA